Branchiostoma floridae (Florida lancelet) is the source of this 1161-nucleotide messenger RNA. RefSeq names its product zinc finger protein 525-like. The transcript has a single exon. NCBI's taxonomy places the organism in Eukaryota, Metazoa, Chordata, Leptocardii, Amphioxiformes, Branchiostomatidae. The record is from RefSeq and is a predicted model, not a curated record. Gene Ontology annotation, cellular component: nucleus. The coding region runs from base 84 to 974 and encodes 296 amino acids. Gene Ontology annotation, molecular function: DNA-binding transcription factor activity, RNA polymerase II-specific; RNA polymerase II transcription regulatory region sequence-specific DNA binding. Gene Ontology annotation, biological process: regulation of transcription by RNA polymerase II.
UUCCAGGGCAAGAAGGUGGGUUUAGAUAGCAUAGCAUAGCGAUGUUUAUUUUAAUUAUGGAUUAUUAAUUGUUGUUUUCAGAAAUGGAUGGAGGAAGCAGUCGGACUGCUGUGGACGAUCUGCUAGCUGUACACCCUGGGGACGAGACAAACAGCAUCGAGACAUCAGACACGGGAAGGCAGCAGGACGAGGAAGGGGACAUUCCACGCGGAGCAAAUGGCGGAGUAGAAUCUGACAAUCCUCCCUCACAGAGUCGAACAGACCAGACGGACAGGCUUGCGGUGAAACGUACUGUGGAUAAACGCUUUGGUUGUACUGAAUGUGACUAUAGAACAGCCUCAAAGGCUGAUCUAUUAAAGCAUACAAGAACACAUACUGGAGAGAAACCCUUUAAAUGUGACCAGUGUGACUAUUCUGCGACACAGAAAUGCAAUUUAGACAGUCACAUGGCUAGACACUCCGGAGAGAAACCCUACAUGUGUGGAGAGUGCGGAUACAGGACUGCUGUCAGGUCUCACCUAACCGAACAUAUGAGAAGACAUACAGGCGAGAAACCCUACAAGUGUGACCAUUGUGACUAUUCUUCAGCACGGAAAUCUGAUUUGGAUCGACACAUGGCUAAACACACCGGCGAAAAACCCUUCAUGUGUGGAGAGUGCGGAUACAGGACGGCUGAUAGGUCUUCCUUAGCCGUACAUAUGAGAACACAUACAGGCGUAAAACCUUAUGAAUGUGACCAGUGCGACUAUUCUGCUGCAAAGAAAAGCUAUUUGGACCGACACAUGGCUACACACACCGGAGAAAAACCCUUCAUGUGUGGAGAGUGUGGAUACAGGACUGCUCGCAGGUUUCACCUAUCCCAACAUAUGAUGAAACAUACAGGUGAGAAACCCUAUAAAUGUGACCAGUGUGACUAUUCUGCUACGGACAAAAGGUAUCUAAAGAAACACUGCUUAGUCAAACACACUUCAUAGGGAUACAAUUGAGAGUCGCGGAUUCAUUUCUAAACUAUCCGUCAGUACACAUAAAAAAGGGACAGGUGAAGACUGAUAACACAAAUGUGAUGAAUGUUAUCUCUGCUUCAUCGAAAUUUAGACCUACACAUGGUCAAAAUAACCGUUGAAAAAGCUACGUGUGUGAGGAGUGUGGGAUGGAAGUUAU